AUGCAAAUACAGCCAUACGUCACCAGUAACCCUCAGUCAUAACACUGAGCUGCCCUCCACAUCUGUGCAGUUCAACGAGUCGAGUAAAUAAAAGUAUAGUGGGACCCAGAAGGAUGCAUUCUUUCUCAAGGACACAGAGAAAUAGAGAGGGGCGGAGGACGACGGUGAGAGAGUGAAAGAGAGUUAUGCCACAGACACUUGAGUCUUCCUUCACAUGAACCAGGACUCUCUAUUGGGAUGAACCACAGACUGCAUAACAGCAGACCUGCAGGCUGCACCGACAGCCCCAGGGCUCGCAGCCGCGAUAACCUUCUGAUGGACGAUGAUUUCGGAGAGGAGAACUGUUGCUCUGGACGAUGCCUCGGCCACAGCAGCUCUGACAGACAGCUCAUGGCUCCUCUCAGCGCUGUUAAACGACGCCAGGCUCUCCGUGGUCCAGCCUACAUGUUCUCUGCUCCCUCCAUCACCCUGUCGGAGGUGGAGCAGCGCUUCCUGGAGGCAGCUGAAUACGGCAACAUACCAGAGGUGCGCCGCGUACUGCUCCAUAUGCCCAACUUGAAUGUCAACGCCGUGGACUACAUGGGCCAGAAUGCAUUGCAGCUGGCUGUCGCCAAUGAACAUCUGGAGGUGACGGAGCUGCUGCUGGGGAGGGCAGAUUUGGCCAGAGUGGGCGACGCCCUCCUGUUAGCCAUCAGUAAAGGUUAUGUCCGUAUCACAGAGGCCCUCUUGUCUCACCCAGCGUUUAGAGAUGCCCACCGCCUCACAGCGAGUCCUGCUCAAGCAGACAUGUUGGAUGACUUCUAUGCUUAUGAUGAGGACGGAACAAGGUUCUCUCAUGAUGUGACUCCAGUGAUCCUCGCAGCACACUGCCAGGAGUACGAGAUAGUUCACACCCUGCUGAGCAAAGGGGCUCGCAUCGAUCCUCCUCACGACUACUUCUGCGGCUGCGACUCCUGCAACUACCAGCAGCAGUUUGACUCCUUCAGCCACUCGCGAUCCAGAAUCAACGCCUACAGAGGCCUCGCCAGUCCCGCUUACCUCUCCCUGUCCAGUGAGGACCCGGUGCUGGCAGCCCUGGAGCUCAGCAAUGAGCUGGCCAUGCUAGCUGAUAUUGAGAAAGAAUUUAAGAACGACUACAUCUGUCUAUCGAGCCAGUGUAAGGAUUAUGUGGUGGGCCUUCUGGAUCUGUGCCGCAGCACAGAGGAGGUGGAGGCCAUACUGAGUGGAGAAACUGCCUCUGAAGACACCUUUGAACUACCAGGUCGCCCCUCGCUUACACGGCUCAAGUUAGCCAUCAAAUACGAAGUGAAAAAGUUUGUGGCUCAUCCUAACUGCCAGCAGCAGCUGCUGAGCAUCUGGUACGAGAACCUGCCGGGCCUGAGACAGCAAACCACUGCCAUCAAGCUGCUGGUCGUGCUGGCGGUGGCUAUCGGAUUGCCUGGACUGGCUAUGGGUUACUGGAUAUCACCGUGCAGCAGAGUGGGGAAGGUGAUGCGAAGCCCAUUCAUGAAGUUUGUGGCCCACGCCUCCUCUUUCACAAUUUUUCUGGGCCUUCUGAUACUAAAUGCUGCGGACCGUUUUGCAGGCACCACCCUGAUGGCAAACAUGACCCACCAUCAUCAUCCGACACUGAAAUAUGACCCGCUGCUGCUCUACCGCAUGACCACGACACCCUUCACAUGGAUGGAGGUCCUCAUCAUUUCAUGGGUCAUGGGUAUGAUCUGGGCUGAGGUGAAGGAGAUCUGGAGUCAGGGGCCGGGGGAGUACCUGGUGGAACCGUGGAACUUCCUGGACUUUGGGAUGCUGGCGAUCUUCCUCGCCUCCUUCAGCUGCCGCUUCUCCACCCUGAGACACGCUGACUUAGCCCAGACCUAUGUACACACACACUACAAAACACUGAUUAACGUCACGCUGCCUCCAGAGAUACACUACUUUACGCUGGCUCGUAUCUACUGGUUGCCAUCAGAUCCCCAGCUGGUGUCGGAGGGCCUGUACGCCGUGGCAGUGGUGCUGAGCUUCUCUCGGAUCGCCUACAUCCUCCCAGCCAACGAGAGUUUUGGCCCACUGCAGAUCUCUCUGGGGAGGACUGUCAAGGACAUCUUCAAGUUCAUGGUCAUCUUCAUCUUGGUCUUUCUGGCGUUCAUGAUCGGCAUGUUCAACCUGUACUCUUACUACCUGGGAGCAAAGCAGAAUGAUGCCUUCACCACUCUGGAGGAGAGCUUCAAGACGCUGUUCUGGGCUAUAUUUGGACUGUCUGAGGUCAGGUCUGUCGUGAUCAAUAACGGACACAAAUUCAUCGAGAACAUUGGUUACGUGCUGUACGGGGUUUACAACGUAACCAUGGUGAUAGUGCUGCUCAACAUGCUCAUCGCCAUGAUUAACAGUUCCUUCCAGGAGAUUGAGGAUGAUGCUGAUGUUGAGUGGAAGUUUGCUCGGGCAAAACUCUGGUUCUCCUACUUUGAGGAGGGAAGGACGCUCCCUGUGCCCUUUAACCUGGUCCCCAGUCCAAAAUCUAUGUUGGGCCUGGCUACGGCCAUCAAGUCUCUGCUCCUGCACUAUGUGGCAGGACAUAGUGAGGAGAAAAUUGAGACACAGCUGAACCAGCUUGGAGUUGGCAAAAAUACAGGAUUUGGUGCUUCAAUCAGCCCGACCAGAUAUCAGAAGAUCAUGAAGCGUCUGAUAAAGCGGUACAUCAUCAAAGCCCAAGCAGACAAAGAGAGCGACGAGAUCACGGAAGGUGAGCUGAAAGAGAUAAAACAGGACAUCUCCAGUCUGCGAUACGAGCUGCUAGAGGAGAAAUCACAGAAUAUGGAGACACUGGAUGGACUGCUGAAGAGGCUGGGGGAGAUCAGCACACCUUCAGCAGCACUAACAGUCACCCCGACUGCACAUUAAACUACGCAGCUCAAAAACCUUUAAGUGCCUGAUUUCCAUCAUUAAAUGUAGAUACAGUAUGAAAGUGACAAAAAAGUAUGUAAAGUAUAUUUUAAAAUUAAAAU
Centropristis striata (black sea bass) is the source of this 2999-nucleotide messenger RNA. It is a transcript of the gene trpc6a, whose product is annotated as transient receptor potential cation channel, subfamily C, member 6a. Bases 238 to 2895 code for a protein of 885 amino acids. Gene Ontology annotation, molecular function: protein binding; store-operated calcium channel activity; inositol 1,4,5 trisphosphate binding. NCBI's taxonomy places the organism in Eukaryota, Metazoa, Chordata, Actinopteri, Perciformes, Serranidae. The record is from RefSeq and is a predicted model, not a curated record. Gene Ontology annotation, biological process: regulation of cytosolic calcium ion concentration; calcium ion transmembrane transport; manganese ion transport. The transcript is spliced from 14 exons. Gene Ontology annotation, cellular component: membrane; cation channel complex.